Molecule: messenger RNA, 1921 nt
Organism: Ictalurus punctatus (channel catfish)
Lineage: Eukaryota; Metazoa; Chordata; Actinopteri; Siluriformes; Ictaluridae
Gene: slc22a7b.3
Product: solute carrier family 22 member 7b, tandem duplicate 3
Exons: 10
Coding region: 135-1787 (550 amino acids)
Biological process (GO): transmembrane transport
Cellular component (GO): membrane
Molecular function (GO): transmembrane transporter activity
Source: RefSeq, a predicted model, not a curated record
AUCUGAUAUUGGUGUGUGAUUGAGAUUGGACUGCGAGAUUGCGAGAGGGAACGACCGGACGUGUGCAGACGCAGGAACAUCACCACAUCAGAAGAUAAACCUGCUUCAGCUUCACAUCUCCACAACACUUCAGGAUGAAGUUUGAGGAUCUCUUAGAAGAGCUUGAUGGUUUUGGAAGGUUCCAGAAGAUGAUCAUGUUCCUCAGUUUUAUUGGUCGGUUCACACUCCCUUGUCACUUCCUGUUAAACAACUACAUCGGUGCUAUCCCUCCCCAUCACUGCGCCCUCAGCUCUGAGGACGGGAAUCUAACACACGAGCAGAGGAUGACCAUCAGCAUCCCCAAACAGGAAGAUGGGACCUUCACUUCCUGCCACAUGUUCUCAGAACCACAGUUCCAGCUUUUAGGUGAUGAGUCGAGCUUCACAAAUGCGUCAGUUGUUGAAUGUCAGAAUGGAUGGACGUAUGAUAACAGCAGCUUCAUCAGCACUUUAGCUACAGAGUGGGAUCUGGUGUGUGAAAACAGAGGGAUGAAUAAAGCGAUGGCCACCAUCUUCUUCGUUGGAGUGAUGUUAGGAGCAGCUAUAUUCGGCAGUUUGAGUGACAGAUACGGUCGUAAAACCAUGCUGCUGGUGUCGUACGUGCUAUCGUUGUGCUUUGCGAUGGCGAGUGUGUUCUCCUCCUCUAUCAUCAUGUUUGCGGUGUUGCGGUUCUUCACGGGCCUGAGCAUCACUGGCAUCGUCAUCGUCACCAGCGUGCUGAAUGUGGAGUGGGUGAGUAUAGAGAGCAGGAAGUUGGUGGGUGUGAUUGACAGUUUCAGCUGGACGUUCGGUUACAUGGUGCUUCCUGUCAUGGCGUACGGCAUGAGAGACUGGAGAUGGCUGACUGUAACGGUCACUUUACCGCUCGCUGUGGCGUUAAUCAGCUGGAGGUGGGUUCCAGAGUCGGCUCGGUGGCUAAUCGCUAACGGUAAAGUGGAGAAAGCUCAGUAUUACUUACAGAAAUGUGCUGUGAUGAACAAGAGGAUGAAAGGCAACUCCAUCCUGAAACCAGAGGUUCUCUCCUCUAUAGUGUCAGAGGGAGGAAACAGGACGUACUCGUAUCUGGACCUGAUGAGGACGCCAAACAUGAGGAGACUGGCUCUGCUGACUGGAGUUACCUGGUACGGCGUGGCUUCCACUUACUACGGGAUGAGCUUUAACAUCAAAGGCUUCGGUCUGAAUCUGUACCUGAACCAGUUCCUGUAUGGUGCAGUAGAGGUUCCUGCUAAACUCCUCGUCUAUCUGCUGCUCGACUGGAUUGGACGGCGUCUCACUGAGGUGAGCGGUCUCCUGCUGUCCAGCUGCGCACUCAUCAUUAAUGUCUUUAUACCAAAAGGUGUGGCCUCUGUAUCUGUCUGUCUCUCUGUAGAUCAGUGGAUCGUGCGCUCGGUGAUCGGAGUUCUGGGUAAAGGUUUCACCUCCAUUGCCUUCUCAACACUUGUCUUGUACAGCUCUGAACUUUACCCCACUGUCAUCAGACAGAAUGGAAUGGGCUUUAUCUCCUUCAUGGGGCGACUGGGCGUGGCUUUAGCUCCAUUGAUCCUCCUAUUGGAUGAUGUGUGGACUCAUCUGUCGCAGGUGAUUCUGUGUGUCAUUGCACUGAUUGCAGGUGUGGUGGCAAGUCAGUUACCUGAGACGAAGGGCAGGUGUCUCCCUGAGACUAUAGAGGACAUCGAGGGGACAAGGACAGGUCACGUUGCAGUUCCAGACCAGGAGAAAGAAGGUCGAGAACAAGAGAAUGGAGGUUAAGAAGUUAUAUUUCUGUGUAUUAGGAAGUUCUCAUUUAAUCACUAUGUUCAUCAUCACUUAGAAAUAAAUCCACAGUGAAGUGUUUAUUUACUAAAUAAUGUUGGCAAGAAUAAAAAAUAUAUAUAUUAAUUGAA